ACCAAUGUGAGACUAAUUGAAGCUUUUUUCAAUUCACCCAUAGUUCUUCUACUAGUUACACACUUGUUCCAACAAUUAAUUACAUUGAGUCACUGUUACCACGUAGUAGUACUGGUAUAAAUAAACAUUGCAUCAUUGGAAGUUUCUUCACGUAGCUAACAAUGUCGAUGGAUGAAGCAAAAGGUCGAACAGUUGGUGGAACAGAAUAUAGCUGGUGCAAAGCUAUUCAUGGUGGCACUGGCAUUGCAGUUCUAUCACUCCUCCUCACAAAACCCAUCGACAUUUCCCGUUUUCAAACCUCACUCCACAAAUUACAAAAUUCUCAUCCUAUCCUCAGAUCAAAACUCCACCAUUCCAAAACAGACACUACUUUCUCAUUCAUCACAUCUCCUAUUCCUUUCAUCAAAAUCCAAUCUCACAACCUCAACGCCACUUCCGAUAUUCUCCAAAAAAACCAAAACGACACCGUUUCUAUUUCACCACUACAACAAAUCUUAGAACACGAACUGAACAUUAACACGUGGCAAGAUCGUAACCGUUCUGAAACUGAUUCUGAUAUGUUGUUUGUGAGCAUUUAUGCUAUGUCUGAUUCAACAUCGGUGGUGGUUUUGCGACUUCAUGUGGCAGCGUGUGAUAGAACAACGGCGGUGUCGAUUUUGAGGGAAUUGCUUGUGUUGAUUAAGGAUGAUGAUGAUGAUGAUGAUGAGAAAACAGAAGAAAAUGGUUUGAAUGAGAAAAUUUGUUUGGCUAUUGAGGAUCUUGUUCCUGGUCGUAAAGCAAAGAAACAUAUUUGGGCACGUGGUUUGGAUAUGCUUAGUUACUCUGUUAAUUCUUUUAGGUUUACUAAUUUGAAAUUUAAUGACACCAAAAAUGCUAGGUUUUCUCAAGUGGUUAGAAUGCAACUCAACCACAAUGAUACCAAGAGGGUUUUAGCGGGUUGUAAGAAGAAUAGGAUUAAACUAUGUGGAGCAAUAACAGCAGCAGGAUUAAUGGCUGCACAUAGCUACAAGAAUAGUUCUAAGAAGUAUGGGAUUAUUACCCUUACUGAUUGUCGUGCCACUCUUGAUCCACCUCUCUCAAAUCAUAAUUUUGGAUUUUAUCACGCUGCCAUCCUCAACAACCAUGUGAUCAAAGGAGGAGAAAGUCUUUGGGAACUAGCCAAAAGAACUUAUGGAGCAUUUGCCAACUCUAAGAACAAUGACAAGCACUUUUCAGACAUGGCUGACAUGAAUUUUCUUAUGUGCAAGGCUAUAGAGAAUCCUAGUUUGACAUCAUCAUCAAGAACAUCGAUAAUGUCGGUGUUCGAGGACACGGUGGUUGAUGACGGAGGCGAAAUGCAACGAGAGGUUGGAGUAGAGGACUACAUGGGGUGUGCUUCGGUUCAUGGUUUGGGACCAUCUAUGGCUAUUUUUGAUACUAUAAGAGAUGGAAGGCUGGAUUGUGUUUGCGUUUAUCCAGCUCCUUUGCACUCUAGGGAACAAAUGCAAGAGCUUAUUAACAAGAUGAAAGCUAUUCUCAUUGAAGGUGGAAAAACUUAUGAGGAUUAAUAUUGUCAUUUAGAGUUAUGUGUAGUUAUGCUUAUUAGUAUCCACCCACUAUGAAUUUAUAUUUUACUUUUCUUUUCAUACCCACCCUUACUACAUCAUUAUUGAACUGAUUAAUAUAUUUAGAAAAUGAUAAGUCGUGUUAAGUCUAUGAUAAUGAGAAAACGCAAUGUUUUUG
Messenger RNA from Trifolium pratense (red clover), 1722 nucleotides. RefSeq lists its product as uncharacterized. Bases 162 to 1547 code for a protein of 461 amino acids. The transcript has 3 exons. Lineage: Eukaryota; Viridiplantae; Streptophyta; Magnoliopsida; Fabales; Fabaceae. The record is from RefSeq and is a predicted model, not a curated record.